Entrophospora sp. SA101 is the source of this 297-nucleotide messenger RNA. The record is from the annotation of a GenBank genome assembly. NCBI's taxonomy places the organism in Eukaryota, Fungi, Glomeromycota, Glomeromycetes, Entrophosporales, Entrophosporaceae.
AUGCCCAGAAAAGAUAUAGAAAGGCCGAAGAAAAGGAGAAAAGAGGAUGAAAUUGUAGCAAAAAGGCAAGAUGAAAAUUCUAAUUAUGGCAAGAACAGUAAUAUGGAAGAGGAUGAUAAUAAACGAAAAAGAAAACAAUCAUGUGAAGAAAAUGAAGAUGAAGAAAAUAAGACUUAUUUAUUUGGGGAAGUAAAUGAACAAAGCAUUCUUUCUACAAUUGAUGAAAAAUCUUUGAAUAACGAAAUGAUAGUAUUGGAUGUUUGUACUGGGAAUGAGGCAAUUGUAGAAGUGAUUUAG